This is a messenger RNA of Abrus precatorius (Indian licorice), 1506 nucleotides long. Its product is annotated as apoptosis-inducing factor homolog B-like. NCBI's taxonomy places the organism in Eukaryota, Viridiplantae, Streptophyta, Magnoliopsida, Fabales, Fabaceae. The transcript has 4 exons. Gene Ontology annotation, molecular function: flavin adenine dinucleotide binding; electron-transferring-flavoprotein dehydrogenase activity. The coding region runs from base 184 to 1266 and encodes 360 amino acids. The record is from RefSeq and is a predicted model, not a curated record. Gene Ontology annotation, cellular component: cytoplasm.
ACCAUUUGGCUUGGGUCGUUUUUAUGUCCAAAUUCAAAAUUUGACGUUCCACUUUGAUGAUACAUGCAAUGACGCAACGACUUCUAUUUAUGUUGUUGCCUUAUCUCGUUGUGAGAACAUAACAAUCAUUACAAAGCUAGCUUCAAACUCUUAUCAAAGGUGAACGAAUUACAAGCAUAAAACAUGGUGGAGAAGAAAGUGGUCAUCGUAGGAGGUGGUGUCGCCGGUGCUGUCCUUGCAAAAAAUUUGCAAAAUCAGGCCAACGUCACCCUUAUUGAUCCGAAAGAAUAUUUUGAGAUUCCAUGGGCAAGCUUGAGGGGAUUGGUUGAGCCAUCCUUCGCUGAAAGGAUAGUGAUCAACCAUAGAGAGUACUUCAAAAAAGGUGACCUUGUUAUAUCAAGUGCUGUCAACAUAACUGAAACUGAAGUCUUCACUGCAGAUGGUAGUCAGAUUCCCUACGACUACCUUGUUAUUGCCACCGGCCACACAGAACAUAUACCAAAAACCAGGAGUGAAAGACUUGACCAAUACAAAGGAGAAAAUACAAAGAUAAAGUCUGCAGGUUCAAUUUUGAUUGUUGGGGGAGGUCCAACUGGUGUUGAGCUUGCAGCAGAAAUUGCUGUUGAUUUUCCUGAUAAGAAGGUCACUAUAGUGCAUAAAGGAUCAAGGUUGUUGGAAUAUAUUGGGCCAAAAGCUUCAAGGAAGACUUUGAAGUGGCUUAAAUCAAAGAAAGUUGACGUGAAACUAGAGCAAUCGGUUGAGUUGAACUCCACUAAUGAAGAAAAUCGGACAUAUCAAACUUCACUUGGUGACACUAUAGAAGCAGAUGCUUAUUUUCUAUGCAUAGGGAAACCACUUGGUUCAGCAUGGCUUAGAGAGACAUUUUUAAAGGAUGACUUGAAUGCUGAUGGAAGGAUCGAGGUUGAUGAACACUUGAGAGUGAAGGGUAGGAGCAACAUUUUUGCAAUUGGAGAUAUUACAGAUGUUCAAGAAAUCAAACAAGGGGUGUACGCACAAGGUCAUGCUCAAUUGGUUGCCAAAAACCUGAAGCUGUUGAUAGAGGGAGGAGGCAAAGAGCGUAAAUUGGGAACAUACAAGGCACAACCACCAAUAUCUAUUGUUUCACUGGGAAGGAAACAUGGGGUUGCACAAUUCCCAUUCAUGACGAUCAUUGGAAGGUUUCCUGGCAUGAUCAAAUCAGGGGAUUUAUUUGUGGGGAAAACGAGAAAGGAAUUAGGACUCGAACCUAAUGUUAAAAAAUCUUAAUUUCACAGUGGUGUGGUGUGUAUAUAGGAUGUAAACUCUUUUUGUUUAGUCAUUGUUGUGCAUGUGUAAGUUGAUUAUGUGUUUUCUUUCAUUUUGUUUUCAAGGAAUUCCAAUGUAUCUGUAAUAUUUAUUAAUGAUGUUGAUGUUGUCAGUGUUGUCUCGAGGUAGUAUAAUUUAUAUGGGAUUGGAGCAGAAAGCGGCAUAUUAAUAUACAAGUGUUACAAUGCAUUUUUUGGAUAU